CAACUCAAAGUUGAACAUCAGAUUAUUGGUAACUUUUGAAUCUAUAACAAGAUAACUAGAACAAAAUAUCAUAACAAAAAUGAAUUUUAAAAUUAUUUUCAUCGUUGCUGUAGUAGUGAUGGCUCUAUUUGUAAAUAAUAGUGAAGGAAAAUUUAAACUAAAACGAUUACUCAAGAAAGUGGAAGGCGCUGGUAAAAGAGUAUUCAAUUCAGCGCAAAAAGCAUUGCCAGUGGUUCAAGGUUAUGCUGGUGUAGUAACUGCUGCGAAAGGAAAAUAAGAAUAAUAUUUUUUAAUUAUUGUUUAUGAUGUAAUUCAUGUA
Chrysoperla carnea is the source of this 319-nucleotide messenger RNA. RefSeq names its product cecropin-C-like. Gene Ontology annotation, biological process: antibacterial humoral response; defense response to Gram-negative bacterium; defense response to Gram-positive bacterium. The record is from RefSeq and is a predicted model, not a curated record. Gene Ontology annotation, cellular component: extracellular region. The transcript has 2 exons. NCBI's taxonomy places the organism in Eukaryota, Metazoa, Arthropoda, Insecta, Neuroptera, Chrysopidae. Bases 80 to 277 code for a protein of 65 amino acids.